Molecule: messenger RNA, 2868 nt
Organism: Colossoma macropomum (tambaqui)
Lineage: Eukaryota; Metazoa; Chordata; Actinopteri; Characiformes; Serrasalmidae
Gene: chchd1
Product: coiled-coil-helix-coiled-coil-helix domain containing 1
Exons: 3
Coding region: 140-505 (121 amino acids)
Biological process (GO): mitochondrial translation
Cellular component (GO): mitochondrion; nucleoplasm; mitochondrial ribosome
Molecular function (GO): RNA binding
Source: RefSeq, a predicted model, not a curated record
GCUGGACAGACGUCAUACGGCAGUAAUGGCGGCUUCCUGAAGGUUUCGCGGAGCGUGCUGGUCUGCUGUGCAGGGAGUGUUUUCAGAGUUUAGUGUCAGUGGUCUGAACUCCGCGCUGUGCGCAGGGCUGCUGUAGAGGAUGGCGGUUCAGGGCGCGGGGGUCGAGACGGCGCUGAGGCGCCUGCUGAGCAGAGAGCGCGGGCGGCCCGUACUAAAGCCCAACAAGCCGCUGCGCCUCAAGGACGAGGUGGCCAACCGGAGACCAGAGAAAGGAGAGGCCACAUGUAUCACAGAGAUGUCCAUAUUGAUGGCUUGCUGGAAGCAGAAUGACUUCAACAACACUGUGUGCUCCAAUGAAGUGUCUGCAUUCUACAGAUGUAUAGAAAAGGCUCAGGCUGAGAGAGAAAAAGCAAAGCGCCAAGCUCUUGGCCAGGGAGGACGACUGCUGCCAAAACAGGCCAAUAAACUCCUGAAAAGAUAUCCCAACUUGAGGCAAGAGAUCUAGCUCCAGCUGCCUGGAUGUAUUCAACUAUGGACUCCUGGGUGUGAAAGACAGGGACCAUGUGCAGCGAUUUUGGACUGAGAGUUUGGGCAAUGAAUCAGCAAAUCCACACAGACAAUUUAUGUUGAAUGCAGUGGUUUUGGGCGUGGCUUUAAGAGAUGCUGAGAUUUUCCAUUCCGAAUAUCUCUAGUAGACUGCAUAACUUCUGCCACACAGGUCUAGAGGUUUGCCAGACCUAAUUGGUCACAUUAUCAGCAGCAGAUAGUGGCAAAGUAAACUUUUUUUACAGGACUGUGGAUGAACAUCUGCUUAUUACUGUGUUUAGUUGAGUCUAUCAUAGAUCAGCCUGUCAAAGCAGUAUAAGACAAAUCGAUGGCGAUUUUGCUGCAGUUCACACCUUGUGAUCUUUGAAUGAUUGUGAAUUAUUAUUAUUAUUGAUGUUCGUGUACUGACAUCUGUUGACAACUUAAAUGUUAUCGAUUUGAUUAAAUUGAUGUCCUGUUCUUUUAUCCCAUCUGCUGAAUUACCUGUUGUCAUGCAGUCAGUUUAUUACAUAAUCUUAUGUCGCUUGUUGUUCGCAUCGGUCCUUAUUGUGCAAAUGUAGAUCUGUUGGGCAUCACUUAGUGGAUAGGGUUACAGACUAAGACAUAAAUCAGCAUUUGACUGCUGAUUUAGUGGCUUGAAUAUUGUUUAGAUUUGCCAUUACACUCUUCGGUCAAUGUUUGUGCUAUUCCAUAUGAUAGUGAAAACAAUAUAAAGUUACUGAUCUUUGUGUACUUGUUUUAAUUUCUUAUUAAUUUAGCCUUGAUUAGUGUUCAGAAAGUACUAGCUGUAUUGUCAAGUGCAUCUGGAAUAUUGCCAGUUGGUCCUGCGAUAACACUGUCCACCAUUUCCUUAGACUCGUUAUCUACCCCACUGUCAAUAACCUCACUAAAUAGCAAAAGGAAAUGAUGUCUGCUACAUUACAGGAGGCCUGUCUACCACACUAAUGAAACAAUCAGCUUUUAGAAGCUGGGCUAAUCAAAGAGCUUCCAACCACUAAAAAUACUCUACAGCUGGGAGCAAGACCACUUCCUGCUGUCUACAGUGGCAGAGCGGAACUGGCUGAGGGCAGCGCAUGAGUUCCAGAUUUAUUGUGAAAUACUUUAAGCUGCCUGCAAUGGUGACCUUUCCCCUCUGCUUGAAAUCUGUAGUAAACUGCAGGAUGUUAAUUGGGCAGGUCCAGUUCCAAGUGCCCACAUCGAUUCAAAACAGCUGAACGUCACUCUAAGAAGAUAGCAUGGUCUGGUGCCAAGCAAUGCAACCACGCCUUAGAAGAUAAGAGUCUUUAGCAUUGGUUUUAAAUGCUUUGAUGCCUGAUUAAUAGUGAGAUUUCAGCUAAAUAAAAUACACAGCGGUUUUGAUAGAAUAAGAAAAUUGUAGUUUAUAUAUACGAUUUAUAAAUGUUGUUCUUGGGACAAAACCUUGCAUCCCCAUUUUUGUUAUUUAUCAUUUUACAUAAUUUGAAAAGCUUUAUUUUUUUAAAUGGUCCAAAAUUGGUUGGGGGGAAAAAAUAUUUAUCCGUUCACUUCCAUUAAAAGUUAAGAAUGUUUUUCCUUCACCUUCGAAGAUACUAUUUGGAGAUAUAAAGUUUUGUGCAGACAGCAGCGAAAUACAUACGUAUGUGUGUGUGUGUGUGGAAAAUGAGAGAAUGCACUACCUCUGCGUUUUGGACAACGAGUUGUGUAAGGGAUGUUUUGCUCAUGUUUUACAGUGGUUAAAUGUGUCCUUUGAUGUUUUUUCACAAUGUGAAUAAAUAAUGUACAUUAUCAGCCCUUUUAAACGCACCCAACCUGAACAAUGAUGGGUGAGGCUCUCUGACUCUGUGUGCACACAGGUGCACGUUUAAGGAAAACCUUGGUCAUACCUUAACUAUUGCUGUAUCUACUAUGGAGACCUUCAACUAUAUUUAACUCAAUAAUAAGAUUAUUUUUUUUCUUUUGAAAUCAGAGAACAAAUAUGAAAAAUCAUCAUAUAACUAAGGAAAUAUGCUUGUAGUCUGUAGACUCUGGGAAUUCUGCCAAUUCAUCUUAUCAACAAUUGACCUUUGCCCUGUUAUGUAUUGUGCACAUUUUGAAAAAAGGACAAGGCAACUCUAUAUGUAUUCUGUAUUCAAAAUUCUAAAUGCGAUCAACUCUGUAUUCACUAUUCUAAUUGUGAUUGUAUUCACAAUUCUAAAUGUGAUCGAGUCUGUAUUCACAAUUUUAAUUAUAAUUGACUCUGUAUUCACAAUACUACGUGAUCAACUCUGUAUUCACAAUACUAAAUGUGGUAGACUCUGUAUUUACAAUUCCAAAUGCAAUAAAGUCUGUAUUCACAAUUCCAAA